GAAAGAGUACUUUGGGGUAAAAUGGGCUCGUUAGCGCAACCAUUAAACAUUAAACGAUCUACAGGAAGGGAUGGUAGAGAGUACAACACAGAAGCCACGCUGGGGCUAGGGUUUGACACGGAGCAAGGCCAGGGCUUCAUUUCCUAGGUUUUCAACGAGCGAUAUUCACUUGCAUUCGACUGUCAGCAGUUUUAAGCUCAACAGAACGAAUCUCGUAAUAUUAGAAACAGUUCGUUGAUCCUUCUGGACGUUUUACGAAAAAUUUCAAAAUCCUUUUGAAUUUUUUUUCACUGCCGUUGGAGCUCGCUGAAUUUUUUGUGAGAGAUCAUGGCGGAGCACUUGGCUUCUAUAUUUGGGACCGAAAAAGAUAGGGUUAAUUGUCCAUUUUAUUUUAAAAUCGGAGCAUGCCGACAUGGCGACCGCUGCUCGCGUCUUCACAACAGGCCUACCAUAAGCCCUACGCUUCUUUUGUCAAACAUGUACCAGAGGCCGGACAUGGUAACCCCAGGGCUCGAUCCCCAGGGCCAGGCCUUAGACCCCCAUAAAAUUCAGGAACAUUUCGAUGCAUUUUUUGAAGACAUAUAUGAAGAGCUCAGCAAAUUUGGGGAAAUAGAAAACCUGAAUAUUUGCGAUAAUCUGGCUGAUCACAUGGUAGGGAAUGUUUAUGUUCAGUUCAAGGAGGAAGAACAGGCAGCUGCUGCAUUGCAAGCUCUUCAAGGCAGGUUUUAUUCUGGUCGCCCGAUCAUUGUAGACUUUUCUCCUGUGACGGAUUUCCGUGAGGCUACCUGCAGGCAGUUUGAAGAAAACAAUUGCAACAGAGGUGGAUAUUGCAACUUCAUGCAUGUAAAAAAGAUAGGGAGGGACUUGCGCAGAAGAUUGUUUGGACGCUACCGGAGAUUCAAAGGUGGUCGGAGCCGCAGCAGAAGCCGAAGCCGAAGUCUGAGUCCGUUGCCUAGGUCUCGCCGAUCAUAUGAUGACCGUGGGAGUGGGAGGAGAAGUGGUGAUCGUGAUGAUCGAGGGAAUGGGAGGAGGAGUGGCGAUCGUGAUUACAAAAGUGAUAAGGACUAUCGGCGUGGUGGCAGUGGCAGUCGUAGGCCCCGGAGCCCAAAGCGGAAUGAGAGUCCUGCAGCCAGGGAUAGUAGCGCUGAGAGAAGGGCUAGAAUUGAACAGUGGAACAGGGAAAGAGAGGCACAGAAUGGACCUGCUUAUAAUUCUGGUUAUUGAUUUGUACAUCGCUUGGUUUUAAAGUGAAGGUGCAAACAAAUUGGCUGUCGCAUGAAUUUCCUAUAUUUUCCUUGGUGAAAUAUGUGGGUUAUUCUUGAAGUGCUACUGAAAUUGCUCUGGCUUGCAAGCUAACAAAUGGUCAAUCAUGGAUUGCAAUCGGUGCGCAGUAAGCACAAUUCUCUGACCACGAGCUGUGGAUUUAAGGUUGCAAAUGAAUCUGACGUUUAAUCUUUUUUCUUUUGUUUUGAAUAUCUUAGAACUGUAGUGCAAUCCUUGUAUAAUUUAGUUGUUCUCUUAUUCAAAGAUAAACUGAUUCAUGAGAAGUUAUUUCUGUAGGCUUCGAAAUGUAAACAGUCAAAUCCAUUGAAAUGAAAUUUUCUUUGUGUUGUGUAAUAAUGAAA
This is a messenger RNA of Cryptomeria japonica (Japanese cedar), 1625 nucleotides long. Its product is annotated as splicing factor U2af small subunit B. NCBI's taxonomy places the organism in Eukaryota, Viridiplantae, Streptophyta, Pinopsida, Cupressales, Cupressaceae. The transcript has 2 exons. Gene Ontology annotation, cellular component: spliceosomal complex; U2AF complex. Gene Ontology annotation, biological process: mRNA splicing, via spliceosome. Gene Ontology annotation, molecular function: metal ion binding; pre-mRNA 3'-splice site binding. The record is from RefSeq and is a predicted model, not a curated record. Bases 328 to 1224 code for a protein of 298 amino acids.